Lathyrus oleraceus (garden pea) is the source of this 1917-nucleotide messenger RNA. RefSeq lists its product as uncharacterized. The coding region runs from base 1 to 1917 and encodes 638 amino acids. The record is from RefSeq and is a predicted model, not a curated record. Lineage: Eukaryota; Viridiplantae; Streptophyta; Magnoliopsida; Fabales; Fabaceae. Gene Ontology annotation, biological process: proteolysis. The transcript is spliced from 3 exons. Gene Ontology annotation, molecular function: aspartic-type endopeptidase activity.
AUGGCGCCUGACAGAAGACAGUUGCAAAGCAUGUUCCAGCAUGAGAAGGAGUCCUUCAAGGAGUAUGCUCAGAGAUGGAGGGAACUGGCUUCUCAAGUUGAACCACCUCUUGCUGAAAAGGAAUUGGCCGAACUAUUUAUCGACACUGUCCAACCCCAAUUCUAUGAGAAGAUGGUUGGAAGUGCUUCCUUGGGAUUCUCCGAGCUUGUUGCUAUAGGGGCUCGCGUCGAGUAUGGUUUAAGAAAUGGAAAACUUGCGGCUGUAGCUGGAACUUCAAAUGCUAAUCCAAAGAAGUUCUCUGGAGGGUUUCCCAAAAAGAAGGAAGGGGAAACAAAUGUUGUGACUGUUGGCCAAGGAAGAGCCCCUCCAAGAAGGAGACAACAACAAUAUUCACCUCAGAAGUAUGUUCAAAAACCCUUUCCAUAUCAGCAGCCCCUGUAUCCCGUUCAAUACGCCCCACAACCGUAUGUGGCUGUUGUGACGCCCGCCUUUAAUCAACAACCUGCUCAGGCCUAUCAAGCGCCUCUGGUUUAUCGAUCGACUCCAGUUCAACAACGUGAUUCGGUUCCUCCAGCUUAUCAACAAGCACCAACAACUCUUAUCUAUCAACAGCCGAGAGCUCAAGCUCCAAGGAAAAAUGCUCAGAACCAGAAUAGGAGGCAAGGGGAUAGGGCGACCUUCAAUCCAAUCCCAAUGUCGUACACUGAGCUUUAUCCCUCCCUGUUGCAAAAGGGUUUGGUGGCUCCCAGACCUAUGAGACCUCCACGUGAUCGUCUUCCUCCAUGGUACAACCCUAAUGCACACUGUCCUUUUCAUGAAGGUGCCCCCGGGCAUGACCUAGAGGGUUGUUAUGCUUCGAAGCAUAUGAUUCGUGAAUUGAUUGAAAGCAAGAUCUUGUCUUUUAUGGAUAUGGGACCGAAUAUGAAGAACAAUCCUCUUCCUCCCCAUGGAGAUCCUACAGUAAACGCCAUUGAAGAUGCCUCUGUUGGUGUUACGGUUGAUAAGGUGGAUGAUGUUAAGACUCCUUUGGCAGCGUUCCAUGCCCGAUUGGUGGAAGCUGGCCUGAUUAAUGUUCGCCAUGACAAGUGUGAAAAUGUUGCAAAGAACGAAGACGUGUUGGUAAUUGAACCUUGUUUCAAUUUACCUGAACCAGUUGAAAUCCCAUAUUACAGUGGCGGGGUCGUUCCGGCGAAUAGUCAGUCGUCACCCAUUGAGAUAUGUAUGCCCAUGCCUUUUCCAUAUAAGAGCACCAAGGAUGUGCCUUGGAAAUAUGAGAUUACCGCUGUGGACAAGGUUAUUGAAGGAAGUGCAGACUUUGAAGUGACAGAAGUUGUGAGUGAGGACGUCACCAAUAUUGCAGGAAUGAGCAGAAUGACCCGUAGUGGUCGAAUCUAUACGCCUGAAUUCAAUGUGACUCCUCAAGGGCCAAACAAGGAAUCAACAGUUGCAGCUCCCACUAAAGAACCCGAAGUGGUCCAAUCCGAAGAUGAUGUUGAAUUCUUGAAGUUGAUCAAGAGAAGUGACUACAAGGUUGUGGGUGCCCAAGCUCAUGUAACACAAAGCAUAACAGUUGACCAAUUUGAUGGAGUAGUUGUGAAUAUCACAACUUGCAAUACUUUGAGCUUCAUUGGAGAGGAAUUACCUGAGGAUGGACAAAAUCACAAUCGUGUUCUCCAUAUCUCGGUAAAAUGCAAAGAUGAUGCUUUGGCAAGAGUUUUGGUUGAUACCGGAUCUUCUUUGAAUGUUAUGCCAAAUAGAACACUCGCCAAGUUAUAUUAUCAAGGACCAGCUAUGAAACCUAGUGCCUUGGUAGUGAAAGCUUUUGAUGGUUCCAGGAGAACCGUGAUUGAAGAGGUUGAAUUGCCCAUAUUGAUUGGUCCUCACGGGCAGUCACCUCCACUUUACAUCAAAAAAUGA